AUGUUGUCGUACAUGCUACCGACGGAGGACAAGCCACCGCCCGGCGAGCCCAGCAGCCAGCAGAACAAUUAUCGCGCGGCGGCGGCGGCGGCGACGGCGGCCGGCAAGCUGCAGAAGAGCACCGCCGUGGUGAGCACGUCGCCGAGGAAAUGCACGGACGCGACUAGAGCGAUGAUCGUCUCCACCAGGAUCGAGGAUCCGGCCGGCGGCGUCGUCAGCGGCGGCGAUCCCAUCGCCCGGCGCGGCUCCCCUCGGCCGGCCGAGAGCCCGAAGCACAACGGGACGAACACCGCGAGGAAGUCGACCCUGCACAACGCCAGCAGGGUUACUAAGGACGACAGCCUCUACAGCAUCGACAGCGUCGCCAGUACCGCCGGCAGCGAGCGCAAGAACAAGAUUCUCAACGGCGCGAAGCAUGCCAGCCUGAAGAGGGUAUCUUUCGGCUCCAGCAAAGGAUCGAUGGUGGAAACCCUCGUUUACGAGACCCCAGUGCAAGAAGAACCUGAGAUCAAUCACUUUCUGGACCACAACGGCCGCCUACCUCCUUCUAUGAUACCUGUGCCUGAUACUGA
This is a messenger RNA of Wasmannia auropunctata (little fire ant), 572 nucleotides long. RefSeq lists its product as uncharacterized. The record is from RefSeq and is a predicted model, not a curated record. The annotation marks the transcript as partial. The transcript is spliced from 2 exons. Lineage: Eukaryota; Metazoa; Arthropoda; Insecta; Hymenoptera; Formicidae.